ACCAAUCAGAGAUAAGGUUUUAGAGGUGUUUGGAUAGGUUGUCCCACAAUACCCUUCGAGUACAAGCGUGGCUCGUCCGCACAUUUGCUUAUUCCGAAUUUUGUGCUUUUCGAGCCCGGCGCCAAAAUGAGCAAGGAUGGCAAACGGGAGGACUCCAAGGAGCGGGAUCGAGAUGACCGCGACCGGCGCCGACCGUUGGUCAGCAGCGACACAAACGACCCUAGGUCGAUAAAUGCCCGAGUGUUCAUAGGUAACCUACCUACUGACAGAAUGACCCGACAAGAACUGGAAGACCAGUUCUCCAAAUAUGGACGUGUCACAGCAUGUUCCCUUCACAAAGGCUUCGGGUUUGUCCAGUUUGCUGAGGAACAGGAUGCCAGGGAGUCAGUCAAGGGAGAAGCUGGCAAGGUUAUAAAAGGCUUCAAAGUUGAUAUCAAGAUGGCAGCUGAAGGCAGGAGAGAGCGGAGACCCCCCGGGGGAGGGGAACGAGGCCCCGACCGCGGCGGCCCUGAGCGCGGAGGUCCCGAUCGUGACAGAGAUCGCAGACGGUCCCCACCCAAAGCCAGAGACCCCUAUGGAAGAGACCCAUACGAUCCCUACUACGACAGGGGACCGCCAGCCCGACGAGACAGGUCACCGCUGCGGGGAGACGACUACGACGAACGCUACCGAGAGUACUACCGUGCCAGGGAGGGAGACCCCUUGUUAGAAAGACGGAUGCAGGCCCUGAAGAAUGCCAACUACGACGUGCUGAGCGAUCCCCCGAGACGCGAAGACCCGUACGCAGACAGGAGAGACCCUUACGCACGUGAGCGAUACGAAGAGAUGUACCGUCGCUAUGACGAUAUAGGUAAACUAUCGGCCUCCGCUGCGGCCGGCCGUGACCCCCCUGAAGAGCGCCGAGAGGACCCUUACCGAGGAAGAGAUGACUAUGAAGAGCGUCUGCGUGCUUACGAGCGGUACUAUGAGGAAUACGCCCAGGAACGGCCGCUGGACUGUGAGAUCAUUGUUGUGCAGAAGGCUCAAAGAAACUACGCCGAGAUGGUGGAGCGUCGUCUUCGCGACCUGCGUCUCCUCACGGACAUGAUCUUCCUAAACGAACAAGUGUCGCUGGCACAGGCUCUGGACGACGUUUCCCGGCGCGGCGUUCUGUACGCGGUGAUCGUUACCAGCCAGCACGAGAUGCACCGCUCCGUCACCCUCAACAUCUUGCACGGCACGCCACAGGAACACAGGAACAUGCCGCUAGACGAUUCAAUGCAACUGGUCGCGCGUAACUUUGAACGUUACAUGCAAGACCUGCGUGAACGACAGGCCGCAGAACGAGCGUCGUCAACAACGGCAGGACCGGCCGCCACCGGCGAGCCCAGCCCCACGAUCCCCCAGCUCCUGAAUUUGCUGGCGGACGGACGUCAGGUGACGGCGGACGAGAUCGCACGAGUCAUUGAGUAUUUGCAGGACCGCCGUAGCCGGCUUCUGCAGAUACAGGGAGGACAGUCGGGGGCUCAGCAAACCCCUGCAGCUGGAGCUCCUGGCCCCGCGGCCCCGUCGAACGUGGGCGGGCCGCCUCCUGCCGGCCCCGGGGCCGUGCCUGGGGUGAACCAGCAACACCAGCAGCAAGCCGAACUGCAGGCCAAGAUCCUCAGCAUCCUCAACCAAGACGGGAACGCACAAGCGUCUCAAGCAGGACAAGCCGCCGCAAAGGCCGCCGCCAUCGCCUCACCCGCGGGAGGAAAACCCCCGUCACUCCUGGACAUAUCCGUGCAGCCGACCAGUCACCUGAAGGGCCCAUCGACGCCGCAGCAACAGGCGGUUAACCAGUACGGGAUGGCGCAGCGUGCACAGGCGGCGCUACCGCCCAGCAGCCAGGCCACCAGCACGCCCAGCAGCCUCAACUUUGACAACCCAACCGUUCAGAAGGCGCUCGACAGCCUGAUCCACUCGGGUCCGAACCUGCUGAAGAAUCUGAGCCAACCGGGGCCGCAGCAGACGCAGACGCCAAACACUAACCAGACCGCGUCCCACAUGGGCCAGUACGGCGGAGGCCAGAACGUGUCCGGGCAGUACGGAUCUCCCCAGGGGAUGGGGCAGUACGGGAACCCCCAGGGGCAGCACGCCAUGGCGGGGGGGAACCACCAGAUGAUGGGAGGGGGGAUGGGUGGUAGGAACCCGGGGAUGGGGGCGCACGGGGGCCAGAUGAUGGGGGGAGGGAUGGGGAACAGUUUGCUGGGGGCUGGGCCGGGAAUGCCUCGGGGGCCGGGGGGGCCCAUGGGCGGAGGGGGGAUGGGUGGCCAGCGACGAUAUUAAGACGUUGUACCUAGAAUAAUGUUAGCGGACCAGUUAAGGAAUAUGAAAGUCUUGUGUAGAAAGCCAGACAUGUUACUGUACUCCGAACAUGUUACUUUACUCCGAACAUGUUACUAGACUAUGGCAGUGUUGUUGACUACUGUAUACAUGAUAGACACUUGAGAUACCUUUUAUUGUUUUUUUGUUUUAUCUAAGCAGUAAUUAAGUAGCUUUUGAUAGUUUUGAUGUAAAGUUCGGAAAAUUAAGCUAAUUCAUGUAAAUCAUUGUCUGUACUUGAUGAUGUUUAGAGUUGUACCAUAAAAAGCUGCUUAUUUGUAGGUCCCUUGAGAUUGAGUUUAAACGAAUAGAACAUGUAUGGUAACAGCAUUAACAAAAAUGCAAUGGCAGUAUGACUUUAUGGUAGUGCUUCUAGUCUAUUGUAGUAAUGGUAUGGUAUAAAAAGUUGUACGUUCAGUACUGAAGAAAAUAAACAUGUAUAAUACAGCUACCGUAAUAGUCGAGCGUACUAACACUAACAGAACAAUAGUAUUGUAGACAGCUACUAGUACUACCACAUUUAAAACGUGUGUGUGAACAAGUCUGUACGUCAAUGCUUAGUGUACAUUGUCUUGUUCAAAUCAGUCUGUUUGUAGUUACAUUUAACACUGUUGAAGAAGCACAAAUAAAGUGGAUGUUCAAAUUGAAAUGCUAAGUAGUGUUCUCUGUAGUCCUUGAGAAUUAAGGAGAUGCUUUUUUUUUAAGUUUCUUUACGCUGCCUUGUUUAGUUUUUGUUUAGCUUAAGACAUGUAUGAUGCUAGAAUAUAUCAUCAUAUAACCAUGUACUUGUAUGUGCGAUUAGUUUUAUCUCGAAUACUCUGCAUUGUAGAUACCUUCUGCAACGAUGUUGAUUGAAUAAAGCGAUUCCUACUUCAUACCC
Molecule: messenger RNA, 3223 nt
Organism: Branchiostoma floridae (Florida lancelet)
Lineage: Eukaryota; Metazoa; Chordata; Leptocardii; Amphioxiformes; Branchiostomatidae
Product: nuclear receptor coactivator 5-like
Exons: 12
Coding region: 127-2307 (726 amino acids)
Molecular function (GO): RNA binding
Source: RefSeq, a predicted model, not a curated record